This is a messenger RNA of Periconia digitata, 385 nucleotides long. The record is from the annotation of a GenBank genome assembly. Lineage: Eukaryota; Fungi; Ascomycota; Dothideomycetes; Pleosporales; Periconiaceae.
GCUUCACAACAACUUUCGAAACUCAUCAAGGAAAAAUAAAGGUCAAACAAAGACUUUCAACCGCUUCAAGAACAUGUACGCCAUGUUCUUUGCACUCCUUUUCGCAUUGCUCUCUUCUCUCGCGCAGGCCGCAGAGCACAACUCUACCCUCGUCCACACCGCGUCAAACUACACCAUGCCCGCCGCAAAGGCCAUGGAGACUCCCGAGGGCGGCGUGGAAGACAUUACUCCCGCGAAAAACACCCAAGUAAUCAUGGGUGGAAUAAUCGUCGGCCUGAUUGUCAUCGCUGGCCUGAUCAGCAUUUGCUUCGCCACAUACCAGCGCCGACGCGAUGCUAAGCGUGGUAUCUGCCACGCUGAGGGCCAGCCUGCUGAGCAGGCUUAA